Panonychus citri (citrus red mite) is the source of this 4444-nucleotide messenger RNA. It is a transcript of the gene Eph, whose product is annotated as ephrin type-B receptor 1-B-like. Gene Ontology annotation, biological process: cell surface receptor protein tyrosine kinase signaling pathway; protein phosphorylation; axon guidance. Gene Ontology annotation, cellular component: neuron projection; plasma membrane. Gene Ontology annotation, molecular function: transmembrane-ephrin receptor activity; protein binding; ATP binding. Bases 288 to 3104 code for a protein of 938 amino acids. NCBI's taxonomy places the organism in Eukaryota, Metazoa, Arthropoda, Arachnida, Trombidiformes, Tetranychidae. The record is from RefSeq and is a predicted model, not a curated record. The transcript has 15 exons.
UUUGAGCUUGAAGAGUGAACUUUGUUUCUUGUCUCAUCUCAAUUCAUCUUUACUUUUACUAUGAUGAUGUGAUUUUGUGUGUGUAUCUUUUUUGUUUUGUUCAUAUUGAUGAUUUCCAUUGAUAUGGUUUAUUGGAUUAAUCGAAAUUUUUAUAACCAUUAUAAUUGUUUCCUCUUUAUUAUCCUUUGUUUUCUGUUCUCAAAACAAUUUUCAUAAAAGGAAAGCGACAAAAUCAACAACCAAAAUCAAGUUUAUCUUUGCCUCAAGAAAAGAGGCUCAUCUCCACAAUGGACCGGACAGAGAUUAUUAUGUGUCAACCAUUUUGGAUUUUACUGUGUUUUGUGUUAAUUGUUAUUUCCUAUCCAAUUGAAGCUCAAAAGACAUCAGUGGUUUUACUUGAUUCAACAAAAGAGAGCUCAUUAGACUGGACCAGAUAUCCUUAUGGACCACAGUCUAAAACACCCGGGUGGGUGGAGGAAAGUUUCACCAAUUUUGAAAUAGGGAUCAACUGGAGGUCCUAUGUUGUCUGUGAUGUAGCUUAUAAGGAUGUAAAUAAUUGGCUUUGGACGCCAUUCAUUGAGCGACAUGAUGCUAACCGAAUCUACAUUGAAAUUAAAUUCUCAAUGAGAGAUUGUAAUUUAUUUCCAGGAAUGGCUUUAUCUUGUAAAGAAACUUUUUCCCUCCUUUAUCAUGAAUUUGAUUCAGCAAACAAGGAACAAGAUCCACCACCAUGGGAACCUGAAUCGUACAAAUUAAUUGACAGAAUCGCAGCUGAUGAAGGUCGAUUUACAUCUAAUAGCGAGACGAUAAUAAAUACGGAAGUUCGUAGUAUCCCUGUAAGUAAGAAGGGUGUUUACUUUGCGUUCCGUGAUCAAGGAGCUUGUCUUUCAUUGUUGGCGAUUAAAAUUUUCUAUGUGGCCUGUCCCAAUAUCACCACAAAUUUUGCGCACUUUUCAUCCUCUCCCACUGGUAAUGAAUUAACUGCAAUCGUACCCGCCGAAGGUACUUGUGUUCCCAAUGCAGUUGAACUCGAAAAGCCAAGAUUACUUUGUAAAGGUGAUGGUAACUGGACAUUACCCUCAGGCGGAUGUGUUUGUAUGGCGGGAUACGAACCAUUAGGACAAUCUUGCCAAGUUUGUCCACCAGGAACUUUUAAACCUUCACCUGGAAGUGAAUUAUGUGGACCAUGUCCAGCUCAUAGUGGUGCUCAAUAUCGAGGGUCAACUGAAUGUCGCUGUGACCGUGGCUAUUAUCGAGCAGCUAAAGAUCCUAAAUGGUUCCCAUGUACUCAACCUCCAUCAGCACCACAAAAUUUAACAAUUAAAUACGUUGACCAGUCAAGUGUCGUUCUAACCUGGUUACAACCUAAAUAUCUUGGAGGACGAAAUGAUACAAUUUAUCGUAUUGAAUGUGACCAAUGUCCAUCUACAACUAAUUACAGCCCUUCUUCUGAGGCAAUUAACGAAACUCGAGUAAACAUUUCAGGCCUUAAUCCAUCAUCUACUUACCGGUUUAUCGUUUACUCUGAAAAUGGUGUUUCUGGUUCUGAUUUAAGUCAAUUCAUCGAUGUAACCAUAACAACAGAAUCCUCAGGUUAUAUAUCGUUGGUUAUCACAGAAGAUGACAAUGGACACAAGUUUAAUGUUGAUAACAGGUUGGAUCCUGUUCAAAUGAGAAUCAUUCCUGGAGUGACCAUUGUCAUUGUGGUUUUAAUUGCGGUAAUUGGUGUGAUGAUUGUACUUUAUUUACGACGAAAUACUGAUGAAUGUAAUAAGAAACAACCAAGUGACUGUGAUACUCUUGAAUAUACUCGUUCAGGUGAAGUACCUUCACUUGAACAUCCACCGAUUGUGCCAACAGCGAGGUUCAAUUCACCCUUUACAGUGUCCACUCCGUUGUUCAAUCACUGUGGUACCUCUCGUGCCUACGUUGACCCUCACACAUAUGAAGAUCCUCACCAGGCAAUCCGUGAAUUCACCCGUGAAAUUGAUGCCUCUCAUAUCACCAUUGAAGCGAUCAUAGGAGGAGGUGAAUUUGGUGAUGUUUGUAGAGGGAAAUUAAAAAUUCCAGGUCGACCUGAGGUCACGGUGGCAAUUAAAACACUUAAACCUGGAGCCGCCGACAAGGCAAGAAUGGACUUCCUAACGGAGGCCAGUAUAAUGGGUCAGUUUGACCAUCCCAAUGUAAUUUAUUUACAAGGAGUAGUGACCAAAAGUAAUCCAAUCAUGAUAAUAACUGAAUACAUGGACAAUGGAUCUCUGGAUGCAUUUUUAAGGGCCAAUGAAGCUAAAUUUCAAAUCAUUCAAUUGGUGGCCAUGUUAAGGGGUAUUGCUGCUGGUAUGCAAUAUUUAUCAGAGAUAAAUUAUGUUCAUAGGGAUUUAGCAGCACGAAAUGUACUUGUCAAUGCUGCACUAGUUUGUAAAAUCGCUGACUUUGGACUGUCACGGGAGAUUGAAAGUGCUAAUGAAGGAGCUUAUACAACAAGGGGUGGUAAGAUACCAGUUAGAUGGACAGCACCAGAGGCUAUUGCUUUCCGCAAGUUCACAUCGUCCAGUGAUGUUUGGUCAUUCGGAAUUGUUUGUUGGGAAGUUUUAUCAUAUGGGGAGAGACCUUAUUGGAAUUGGUCAAAUCAAGAUGUAAUCAAGGGCAUUGAGAAAGGCUAUCGACUGCCCCCUCCAAUGGAUUGCCCUGAGGCUAUUCAUCAAUUAAUGUUGGAUUGUUGGCAAAAAGAUUGGGCUUUAAGACCAACUUUCCCACAGAUCGUUAAAACUUUAGACAAAUUAAUUAAAUGUCCUGAUAGUUUACAGAAAAUUGCACCAACAAGAUAUCAACCUUUGGAUCCAUUUAGUGAUCCGCCGGUGAUUCCUGAUGUUAUUCAAUUUAAAUCAAUAGAUGAAUGGUUAUCAAGUAUUAAAUUAUCUCGUUACAGAGCUAAUUUUGAAUCGGCUGGAUUAACUAAUAUCACUUCCGUCUUCCGGUUAAUGCCUCAGGAUCUCAGUCUAUUAGGAAUCACCGUUGUCUCUCAUCAGAAAAAAAUAUUAACCAGUUUACAAAAUUUACGAGCACAAUCAAGCAUUGGGACACCCGAAGGAUUCUUGGUUUAAUUACUAAUGAAAGACUAUAAAUUUAUUUAAUUUAGACUAAUUGGUUAAUUGUAAUCAAUUAAUUUCAAUGAUGAUGAUGAUGAUGAUAAUCAUUUCUUGGCUUCCAGAACUUAUUUUCCUGUGAUUUCCUUGAAACUUUUUCCAUGGCUUGGAUUCAAUUGAUUUUCUGGUUCCAUUGAAAUUUGGAAACAACUUAAUCAACUAAUUGUUACAAUCAACUGAUUUUUUUCCAACUAAUUGCUGGACUAAUUCCAAGUGUUAUCCAUCAUCUUGGCUGGACAAUUAAGGAAAUUGAUUACACUGGAAAUUCAAUCGACAGUCAAUUAAUGUCUCUUUUUUCACCAAAGCCUUCCAAUGAUUUUUUUUACCUUCUAAUUGUUACUAAUCAAUUUGAUUUAAUUUAGUCAACAAUCAAUGAUAAUUUGACAAUAUAUCGAUCAAUUGUUAAACCUUAAUUGCUUAGGUUUCAAUUGAUUAUUCUGUAAAAUCCUUUGCUAAAAUACCUCAGGCUCAAAUACGAUAAUUUACCUCUGGGAUCGAGAGUUAAUUGUGAUGAUAAUUAACUUUGAUUUUCAAUGUUUAUGAUGACAAUUAAUUCAAUUAAUCUGAAAUGCUCAAAUCAAUAUCUUGGUGCUUCUCUAUUAAUCAGAGAUAAUUAACUUAAAUUGUAAAAAUGAACUUUUUUUCUUUACGUUUCUUGAUUUGAUUCCAAGUUGAUUUGAUUCAGUUUCAUUUCUUGUAAAUUAACUUUGAAUUGUAAUUUUAAUUUUGUCUAAUUCUGUUCAAAUUGUUGUACCAAUUGACAAGAUGGUACAACAUGAUUAAUGUUAAUUGUAAUCAAUUAAUCAUUGAAUAGGAUUAUAGAGAGACAAGAAAAGUUAAUCUAAUUGUGAUUUUAAAUUGAAACUGAAACAAAAACAAACCAAUUAUGCAUUCAAAACUAAAUUAACUAAUUGUGUAAAUAAUAUCAAACUCUUAUAAAUAUUUAUAAUUGUAAUUUAAUAACUUGAAGCUAAAAAACAAAUCAACAACAAGUUUGUAAAGGUUAACCAACAAUCAACAGUUGAUUAAUUGUUAAUCAACUUUGUUUUUGUCUCUUUUUUUUUGUUUUCAAUUGAAAAAAAACUUUUGUAAAUCUAAUUGUAAAUUAAUCUUUAAUUACUUACCCUAAAUUUUAAUAAUCAAAGACAUCACUAGUAUAUAAUAUACACACACGAAUUGAAUUCAUCAGAGCAAUAUAAUUAACAAUUAACAAUUGUUUCUCCAAACAAUUAAAAAUGACAAACAGAUUGAUGAUAAUCAACUCAAUCAAUUUGUAUUGAUUAAACUUUUUUUCUGAU